This is a messenger RNA of Lycium ferocissimum, 5847 nucleotides long. RefSeq names its product callose synthase 12. Bases 31 to 5337 code for a protein of 1768 amino acids. Gene Ontology annotation, cellular component: 1,3-beta-D-glucan synthase complex; plasma membrane. The transcript is spliced from 3 exons. Gene Ontology annotation, molecular function: 1,3-beta-D-glucan synthase activity. Gene Ontology annotation, biological process: (1->3)-beta-D-glucan biosynthetic process. The record is from RefSeq and is a predicted model, not a curated record. Lineage: Eukaryota; Viridiplantae; Streptophyta; Magnoliopsida; Solanales; Solanaceae.
UCUGAUAGAUCUCUCUCCAAAUCCUAAACAAUGAGCCACCGGCAACCUCCACGGCCGGCGGCGCGUGAACAAAUUCCUAUAGAUGAAGAACCUUACAACAUAAUUCCAAUACACAACCUCUUAGCUGACCACCCAUCUCUCCGUUACCCCGAAGUACGCGCCGCCACUUCGGCUCUACGCGCCGUCGGAGACCUCCGGCGACCUCCAUUCUCACCAUGGAAACCUCAUUAUGACCUCCUUAAUUGGCUGUCACUUUUCUUCGGUUUUCAAGAAUCUAACGUACGUAACCAACGUGAACACAUUGUUCUUCACCUCGCUAAUGCUCAGAUGCGUGUUUCUCCACCACCUGACAACAUUGACUCUCUUGACCCCACCGUACUACGUCGUUUUCGCCGUAAACUGUUAAAAAACUACUCUUCUUGGUGUUCUUUUUUGGGUCUUAAAUCCAAUGUUUGGCUUUCCGACAGACAUAAUCCUUCCGACCACCGUCGUGAAUUGCUUUAUGUUUCGCUUUAUUUGCUUAUUUGGGGGGAAUCAGCGAAUUUACGGUUUGUUCCUGAAUGUUUGUGUUAUAUUUUUCAUAAUAUGGCUAUGGAAUUGAACAAGAUUUUGGAGGAUUAUAUUGAUGAGAAUACUGGUAGGCCAUUUUUGCCAUCGAUUUCGGGUGAGAAUGCGUUUUUGGAUCGGGUUGUUAAGCCUAUUUAUGAUACGAUUAAAGCUGAGGUUGAUAAUAGUAGGAAUGGUACUGCCCCACAUUCGGAUUGGAGGAAUUAUGAUGAUAUUAAUGAGUAUUUUUGGACUAAGAGGUGUUUUGACAAGUUGAAGUGGCCUAUUGAUAUUGGGAGUACGUUUUUCGUGACUACUAAUAUGGGAAAGAAGGUUGGGAAGACGGGGUUUGUUGAGCAGAGAUCGUUUUUGAAUUUGUUUAGGAGUUUUGAUAAGUUGUGGAUUAUGUUGGCGUUGUUUUUGCAAGCUGCAAUAAUUGUAGCUUGGGAGGGGAAGGAGUAUCCGUGGCAGGCGUUGAAGAGUAGGAAGGUUCAGGUGAAGGUGUUGAGUAUAUUCUUUACGUGGAGCGGGAUGAGGUUUUUGCAGUCGAUUCUUGAUGCGGGGAUGCAGUAUAGUCUCAUCUCGAGGGAGACACCGAUGCAUGGGGUGAGAAUGGUGUUGAAGAGUGUGGUUGCAGCAGUGUGGAUUUUGGUGUUUGGUGUGUUUUAUGGGAGGAUUUGGACCCAGAGGAAUAAUGAUGGGGAUUGGACCAAUGCUGCUAACAAGAGGGUGGUGAAUUUUCUUGAGGUUGCUCUUGUUUUCGUUGCUCCAGAACUGUUAGCACUGGCGCUAUUUAUUCUGCCAUGGGUCAGGAAUUUUCUCGAGAACACGAAUUGGAGGAUAUUUCAUCUGUUUACAUGGUGGUUCCAGAGUAGGACGUUUGUGGGUCGUGGACUUAGGGAAGGCCUUGUUGAUAACAUAAAGUAUUCCCUCUUUUGGGUGGUAGUGCUUGCAACCAAAUUUUGCUUCAGUUACUUCCUACAGAUCAAACCUAUGAUUGUUCCAACAAAAGCACUGUUGCGCCUUAGGGGUGUGAAGUACGAAUGGCAUGAAUUCUUUAGCCAUAGCAACAGGUUCUCUGUGGGAUUGCUUUGGCUUCCAGUUGUUCUGAUUUAUCUUAUGGAUAUUCAGAUAUGGUACUCAAUCUACUCUUCCUUUGUUGGAGCGGCGGUUGGAUUAUUUGAUCACUUGGGGGAGAUAAGAAACAUGCCACAGUUAAGGUUGAGAUUUCAAUUUUUCGCAAGUGCAAUGCAGUUUAAUCUGAUGCCAGAAGAGCAGUUGCUGAAUGCCCAAGGAACGAUAAAAAGCAAGAUCAAGGACGCCAUUCUCCGUUUGAAACUCAGAUAUGGGUUUGGUCGGCCAUUCAAAAAGCUUGAAUCGAACCAGGUAGAGGCGAACAAAUUUGCCUUGAUUUGGAAUGAGAUAAUUAGAACUUUCAGAGAAGAAGAUCUUCUGAAUGACCGUGAGGUUGAGUUGUUGGAGCUGCCCGAGAACACGUGGAAUGUUAGAGUGAUUCGUUGGCCAUGUUUGCUCCUCUGCAAUGAGGUGCUGCUUGCUCUCAGCCAGGCAAAGGAGCUGGUGGAUGCUCCUGAUACGUGGCUCUGGCAUAAGAUCAGCAAGUAUGAGUACAGGCGAUGUGCUGUUAUUGAGGCUUAUGACAGUACGAGACAUUUUCUGCUGGAAAUUGUCAAAACGAACAGCGAGGAACACUCCAUCAUAACAACCUUCUUUCAGCAGAUUGAUCAGUGGAUUCAGCUGGAGAAGUUCACAAAAUACUACAAUCUAACUGCUCUGCCCCAGAUCCGUGGAAAGUUGAUUGCUCUUCUAGAUCUAAUACUCAAGCCAAAAAAGGACGUUGACAAGAUUGUGAAUGUUCUCCAGGCCUUAUAUGAGGUUGCCACUCGGGAUUUUCUGAAAGAGAAUAUGACUGGAGAUCAGCUGAGAGAGGAAGGUCUGGCUCUUCAGGCCUCUGCGACUAAAUUGCUUUUUGAGAAUGUGCUUUCAUUGCCAAAUCCAGAGAAUGAGACAUUUUAUCGGCAGGCUCGCCGCUUAAACACUAUUCUUACAUCUCGGGACUCUAUGAGUAAUAUUCCGAAAAAUCUUGAGGCGAGACGCCGACUUGCCUUCUUUAGCAAUUCUCUAUUUAUGAACAUGCCACAUGCGCCCCAAGUUGAGAAAAUGAUGGCUUUCAGUGUUUUGACUCCUUACUACAAUGAGGACGUACUGUACAACAAGGAACAACUUAGAACUGAGAAUGAAGAUGGGGUUUCUACUUUAUAUUACUUGCAGACUAUUUAUGCUGAUGAGUGGGAAAAUUUCUUGCAGCGAAUGCGUAGAGAAGGAAUGGUUGAUGAGAAGAAAGAGUUAUGGACAACGAAGCUAAGAGAUCUUCGUCUUUGGGCAUCGUACAGAGGGCAGACUCUUACUCGCACAGUUAGGGGGAUGAUGUACUACUAUCAAGCUCUCAAAAUGCUGGCCUUUCUGGAUUCUGCAUCUGAGAUGGAUAUCAGAGAAGGAUCAGUGGAGCUUGGUUCUAUGAGGCGUGAUGGUAGCAUUGAUGGUUUAGGCUCAGAAAGGUCUCCGUCUUCGAGGGGUUUGAGCAGAGCUGACAGUUCAGUGAGUUUGUUGUAUAAAGGCCACGAGUAUGGGACUGCUUUAAUGAAAUUCACAUACGUGGUAGCUUGUCAGAUAUAUGGUACUCAGAAGGCCAAAAAGGAUCCGCAUGCAGAGGAAAUUUUGUAUCUGAUGAAAAAUAAUGAAGCUCUUCGUGUAGCUUAUGUUGAUGAGGUUCCCACAGGAAGGAAUGAGAAGGAUUAUUAUUCUGUGCUUGUGAAGUAUGAUCAAAAGCUUGAAAGGGAAGUUGAGAUCUAUCGAGUUAAGUUGCCUGGUCCCUUGAAGCUUGGGGAGGGAAAACCAGAAAAUCAGAACCAUGCCUUUAUCUUUACCCGUGGUGACGCAGUUCAGACUAUCGACAUGAACCAAGAUAAUUACUUCGAGGAGGCACUGAAAAUGAGGAACUUGUUGGAAGAAUUCAAACGCUACUACGGUAUUCGCAAGCCUACAAUUCUUGGAGUUCGGGAACAUAUAUUUACUGGUUCUGUUUCAUCCCUUGCUUGGUUCAUGUCAGCUCAGGAAAUGAGUUUUGUAACCCUCGGACAGCGUGUAUUAGCCAACCCCCUGAAAAUCCGAAUGCAUUAUGGACAUCCAGAUGUCUUUGACAGGUUUUGGUUUCUAACACGGGGAGGAAUAAGCAAGGCAUCUAGAGUGAUCAACAUCAGCGAGGACAUUUUUGCUGGCUUCAACUGUACACUACGAGGUGGCAAUGUCACUCACCACGAGUACAUACAAGUUGGCAAAGGAAGGGAUGUUGGGUUGAAUCAAAUAUCUAUGUUUGAAGCCAAGGUUGCCAGUGGCAAUGGUGAACAAGUUCUUAGCAGAGAUGUCUAUAGGUUGGGUCAUAGGCUGGAUUUCUUCAGAAUGCUUUCUUUCUUUUAUACAACUGUAGGAUUUUUCUUCAAUACAAUGAUGAUUGUCCUCACUGUAUAUGCAUUCUUAUGGGGACGACUUUACCUUGCACUUAGUGGGAUUGAGGAUUCUGUUGCUGGAGAUACCACUAACAACAAAGCACUUGGUGCCAUACUGAACCAGCAAUUUAUCAUCCAGCUGGGUCUUUUCACUGCGUUACCAAUGAUUGUGGAGAAUUCUCUUGAGCAUGGUUUUCUUACAUCUAUCUGGGAGUUUCUAACAAUGAUGCUUCAACUUUCAUCUGUAUUUUACACAUUCUCAAUGGGAACUCGUGCUCAUUACUUUGGUCGUACUAUUCUUCAUGGUGGCGCAAAGUACCGGGCUACUGGGCGUGGUUUUGUCGUGCAGCACAAGAGUUUUGUUGAGAAUUAUCGGUUAUAUGCUCGUAGUCAUUUUACAAAGGCAAUUGAACUUGGUCUGAUACUUACAGUGUAUGCUGGAUACAGCCCUGUUGCUAAAGGAACUUUUACAUAUAUAGCACUGACUAUCUCAAGUUGGUUCCUGGUGGUGUCAUGGAUCUUGGGGCCCUUUUUGUUUAAUCCUUCUGGGUUUGAUUGGUUAAAGACAGUGUAUGAUUUUGAUGACUUUAUGAAUUGGAUAUGGUACCGUGGUAGUGUUUUUGCAAGGUCAGAACAGAGCUGGGAAAAAUGGUGGGAGGAGGAACAGGAUCAUUUAAGAACGACAGGUCUGUGGGGAAAGAUACUGGAAAUUAUCCUAGACCUUCGCUUCUUCUUUUUCCAGUAUGGCAUUGUAUAUCAGCUGGGUAUUGCUGCUGGAAGCAGAAGCAUUGCUGUUUACUUGCUUUCCUGGAUUUAUGUGGUGGUGGCUCUUGGCUUUUUUAAUAUUACGGCUUAUGCUCGGGAAAAAUAUGCUGCAAGGGAGCACAUAUACUUUCGUCUUGUGCAGCUCCUUGCUGUGGUCUUUUUCAUAGUCGUACUUGUUGCUUUGCUGCAGUUCACGGCUUUUAGAUUUGGUGAUCUGUUCGUCAGCCUGUUGGCUUUCAUUCCUACUGGUUGGGGUUUCAUUUCAAUCGCCCAAGUGUUACGUCCCUUUUUGCAAAACACCAUGAUAUGGGGAACCAUUGUGUCUGUGUCACGACUAUAUGAGAUAAUGUUUGGGAUUAUUGUCAUGGUACCUGUGGCAGUACUGUCUUGGUUGCCUGGUUUCCAACCAAUGCAGACAAGGAUCCUAUUCAAUGAUGCAUUUAGUAGAGGUCUGCGGAUAUUCCAGAUUGUGACGGGAAAAAAACCUAAGAGCGAUGUAUGAUUUUGAGGAUUCACUGGAACAUAUAGUAUGUGGUCUCCAUGUACUUCAAUGAUCACUAUACAUGUGACAAUUAAGGCACGGGAUGAACAUUAAUUUAAUGUGAAGUAGUAGAUACAGUACAGAGUUUGAGAGGCUAGGAGGUUAAUUUUUUAUUUUUAUUUUUUAUUGUAGAGCUUGUAGUGUGAAUUAUACUGUGUACUUGGAUUACUAUUAGUUUGGUUGAAGCAGCAGACACUACUGACGAGUUUUCAUCAAAGAUUCAUCUUUUGUAAUUGUUGUUGUAUUCAGAUGUUUUGUUAUACUAGUGCACAGAUGAGGAGCAUUAUCUUAUUACUUGUAGAACCCCCAAAAUUCAUUUUGCACUGUUCUUUGAGUUUCUACUGUGAGCAAAGUGUAAGUGUAGUAGCAAUUCCUUAUGUAUUAAAUGCAUUUCUCAAACGUUUUUGUAUUAUUAGUUUCCUUUGUACUUGUUCUAGAUAGAAGCUAUAGCCAUUUCUCCUUUCUUUGAUA